GUCCUUCGUCCCUUCACUACUAAUCUUUAAUAAUCUUAAACACCAAUCGCGCGCAUUCAUUCUCAGCAACCUAUCUGUUACUUGCUAGGAUGCCGUCCUACAUUAUCGCAACUCCAUUCGGCCUUGGGCUCCCAUAUCCUGCUUUAUUUGUUGUUCCUGACAAACAUGCUACAAAGCGAAGACCGUCUCGUUACUUCUGGGAGAAAGUUGUCGCUCCACCCCAGCCAGCUCCUCCUGCCCCACUCGAAGGCGAAAACAAUACCUCGGCUUCACCAAAUCAAUGGCUCGAGGACGAUUCCCCAGGAUUGAGUGAAAGCGAAGAUGAAGAGUCGAGACUUCCACCGCCACGUGUGCUUCCUUCCAAGAAGAAAAGCUUUGCUAGGAUUCGCGAGAUCGCGUUUCGAGCAUUCAUACCAAAAGCAGGCAGCAAGAAAUCCAGCACAGUGAUCGCUACCGAAGUGGUCUCACAUCAUCAAACAAAUGACCAUCAGAGUGCAGACGAGAAGGGUAGCUCAAUAUUUACCAGUUGGCGUAUCAAAUCGAGGGGUGCCAAUACUCGGAUCAAGAAGCUUACUGCGAAAGUCAAACGCCGCAUCAACAGUCGUAGUCCUCCAGACCAAAUACCUAAGACUUGGGAAGAGUACCACAAGCUCUAUGCUAAGGAACAAAUCGAUAUUAAUGACCCACCGCCACCCCCAACCGAACCAAACAAAGAUGCACCAACACCCUGGGAAAUCAAGUGCUAUGCCCCACCUCUCGCUGACGACGAGCCAAUCCGACAGCUAGUCCUCAAUCGUCUCGGCAUGUUUGGGAAGGGGUUCGAUUCAUCGGAUGAGGCAGCCGCACGGUCUCACCAACGAGACAUGGCAGCAGAAGCACUUGAAGCAUCAGGUCAAGUACCCGAAACUCUUUCAGAGGCAUGGGAGCGAAGUUCUACAACGUCUUCGGAUAUGAGUCAGGAAGCCACUCGCGCAAUGAUGAAUACAUUGAGAGCAAGUAAAAUCCCACCGGAGACACUCGAACAUCAUCCUGUCUUCAGGAAGAUUGUCAGACAAUGUCGUGAAACGUUUGGUGCUUCUAUCAGUUUGCUCAGUGUCAUGACUGAACAUAGCCAGAUCUUUCUGGCCGAGUCUGGUCUUCCUUCUAUGAGAGAGGCUCCUCGUGAAGCCACCAUUUGUACUCACACGGUGUUGAGUGGACGUAAAGGAUUUACCAUACUGGAUACGCAUAAAGAUUGGAGGUUCGCGUCAUCACCGCUAGUCUCAUCCGUUGGUGCUCGGUUCUACUCAGGUGUACCACUCCUGGCGCCCAAUCUUGAUGGGUCACCAGAGUCAGACGAGGCAGCUUGUCCGAUAGGUACCUUAUGCAUUGUCGACGAUAAGCCACGUGAAGAAUUUGGCAUCGAGGAACGCAAGAAGCUUGUUUACAUGGCAGAAUAUGCCCGGCGUGAGAUCGAGAAAUGGUUUCAGAGCAAACUAGCUGUUAAGGUGGAAGGACUUGAAGAAACACAUAAGACCUUUGUGGAAGACCUUCAAAAAGUUGAAGCCUUGGAAGAGGAUUCUGAAGCACUACCAUGGGAAAACGAUAGUGAAGUGAUUAAUCAUCCAUACCCGCAACCUAACCAGGGACAAGGGAAUUUGAGCAUCCGCAGAUCACCUUCUCAAGCCAAUUCAUUAUCCAAAUCUUUAACCAAAUCCAAAAGCUCUUUGAUUUCGAAACGCCCCAGCUUGUUUGAUGAUCCGACGUCAAUGAUUAGGCCGAGGAUGCAAAAGGUCUUCGAUCUAGCGACUAAGCUCAUCGGCGACUCGAUCAAUUUCUCCUUGGUAUACCUCCUCGCUGUUUCUCCACACGGUGAUUCGAAGGACAUGGGUCGAACAAUGGUCAUCUCUGGCUACAAUUUACCAGCUCGGAGUCCCGAUUAUGAUGCCGGCUUACAUUUACGAACCAACGCUGGCGGUUUCGUGAUCGGCGGUUUUACCAUCGACCCCAAGCGAGUCUUUGGAGGUGAAGAUGUCGCGUAUAUGAAACGAUUUGCUGGUGAAUUAACUCGUUACACUAGCAAAUUGAGACUUUAGCUUCAUCUGAUGAUCUUGCUAUUCAUACACGAUCAUGGUUGUCAUCACCUAAUUAUCAUCGAUAUUUCUGUCCACAUCAAUCAUCUUUGUGAAAUACCGAUCCCUGCUAUCUUUUUCCUCUUCUGAAGAUGUAAUACUGAACGUCCACUCACAUCCCAUUAAUUUUUACUGAAAAGCUUGCUGACUUUUGGUCCUCUAAGGAUAUAAAUGCGACUAUACUUUUAUCAAUCGCGCGUACCCGGAAUAUUCAUUAAUUUCUCAUCUCUAUUUCUCUGUAUUUGACUCGAAUAUUCUACUAUCUCUUGUGUCUUUCUUUUCAUAUCAAGUACCUUUUUUCAGUUCGUCUGAUGCUAAUUUUGUCAUAGGUAUUGCACUAUUCUUUAGGUCUGCGGAGUGUAAUAAAUUGUUUUUAAUGAGUU
Messenger RNA from Melampsora larici-populina 98AG31, 2494 nucleotides. RefSeq lists its product as uncharacterized. The coding region runs from base 90 to 2075 and encodes 661 amino acids. NCBI's taxonomy places the organism in Eukaryota, Fungi, Basidiomycota, Pucciniomycetes, Pucciniales, Melampsoraceae. The record is from RefSeq and is a predicted model, not a curated record. The transcript has 6 exons. Gene Ontology annotation, molecular function: protein binding.